Molecule: messenger RNA, 802 nt
Organism: Dipodomys spectabilis (banner-tailed kangaroo rat)
Lineage: Eukaryota; Metazoa; Chordata; Mammalia; Rodentia; Heteromyidae
Gene: Ttc36
Product: tetratricopeptide repeat domain 36
Exons: 3
Coding region: 198-764 (188 amino acids)
Biological process (GO): cilium assembly
Molecular function (GO): protein binding
Source: RefSeq, a predicted model, not a curated record
CUAAGCCAAGGUCACUAACCCCAAUCAUGGAGGUUGAACUUACACUAGAGCCAAGGAAUGGGAGGCACUUCUGGGGGGAGGUCCCCAAACAGAAUCUCCUCCUUUAAAAUCAGUUACCUGUGGGGCGCUGUGACCUCACCCCAGCACCCUGCCUCUUUUGUCCUCAAUCCCCUCUCCAGACUUCAUUCGGGAGCACCAUGGGGACUCCGAAUGAUCAGGCAGUGUUGCAAGCCAUCUUCAACCCUGACACCCCCUUUGGAGAUGUAGUGGGAUUGGACCUGGGAGACGAAGCAGAGAAGGAUGAAGAUGAAGAUGGAGUUUUCCCUCAAGCACAACUGGAGCAGUCUAAAGUCCUGGAGCUGCAGGGGGUGAUGGCAGCAGAGGCGGGUGACCUCAGCACAGCCCUGGAGAAGUUUGGCCAGGCCAUCUGCCUGCUGCCGGAGAGAGCUUCUGCCUACAACAACCGAGCGCAGGCCAGGCGGCUCCGUGGAGAUGUGGCAGGCGCCCUGGAGGACCUGGAGCGCGCCCUGGAGCUGAGCGGCGGCCGCGGCCGCGCCGCCCGCCAGGCCUUCGUGCAGCGCGGGCUGCUGGCGCGGCUGCAGGGCCGGGACGAAGAUGCCCGCAGGGACUUCGAGCGGGCGGCGCGGCUGGGCAGCCCCUUCGCGCGGCGCCAGCUGGUGCUGCUCAACCCUUACGCCGCGCUGUGCAACCGCAUGCUGGCCGACAUGAUGGGGCAGCUGUGCGGCCCCCGCCACGGACGCUGAGCACGAGGGGGCGGGGGACGGGACGGGAGGGGACCCUG